This is a messenger RNA of Microthlaspi erraticum, 996 nucleotides long. The record is from the annotation of a GenBank genome assembly. NCBI's taxonomy places the organism in Eukaryota, Viridiplantae, Streptophyta, Magnoliopsida, Brassicales, Brassicaceae.
AUGGUAGGAAGAAGCUACAGCUUAAAUAUGAGCGGUGUUGAGUCCACAGAUCUUAGAAUUGCUCUUUAUGAAACGAAGGAAGAUGUUCAGAGACUCCAUGAAGAGUUAGACGCAGAGAGAGAAGCGACUGCAACAUCAGCUAGCGAAGCCAUGUCAAUGAUUCUAAGGCUUCAAGGAGAGAAAGCUGCACUGGUUAUGGAAGCUAACCAGUACAAGAGAAUGGUAGAGGAGAGAAUGUCCCACGCCGAGUUGUCUCUGGAUCUUUUGGAGGAUUUGAAUUACCAGAAAGAAGUUGAAAUCAAGAACCUUGAGAGUGAAUUACAUGCAUAUAGAAGCAAGCUUAUGAGCUUGGGAUGCAGAAGCGAUGAUGAUCAUAUAACAGAUGAUGGUAUUAGAUGUUGGGAUAGGUCUCAAACGCCAUCUCCAGAACCGGUUGAUAUAGAUCUUUUGGUUCCUGUGGAGAAGGGAGUUAUUGAGCAGAGCUUGGAUUCAUCAAGAAGAGAUCAGGAGAAGAUCAAGAAGCUGGAAGAGCAAUUGAAAGAGCUUAUGGAAUUUAGAGACUCUAUAAGAGAUAAAAUUAAGGAGACAUUUUCUGUUUCUGAGACUAAGAUUGGAGUAAAGGGUAAAGCUUUUGCUGCAACCUCUUCGUCAAGCAUUCAGGAUAUAGUUGAAGUUGUACAAACAAAGGAGAAAAAGAUGUGUAAGAAAUCAUCUAAACGGAAAAGAGACAAAAGUAUCAAGAAAGAUCUUGCAAGAGGAACUUGUUCUGCAAUUGAAGCAGAGUAUCAGGCCGAGUUGCAAAGAUUGAAAGAGAGAGUAGAGAGGCUUGAGAGAGAAAGAGGCAGCGGAGGAGAGUCUCAAACUAGUGGAGUAAAUCAAGAAAUGAUGAGUCUGCAGCGAAAAUCAGAAGAAGAGUCAAACUCUUUGAAACCUGAAAUGAAGAGUUCAAGAGCUAUUAUUGAUGUUCAAGAGGCAAUGCUUUACUUCUGGCUAUGA